Molecule: messenger RNA, 823 nt
Organism: Thlaspi arvense
Lineage: Eukaryota; Viridiplantae; Streptophyta; Magnoliopsida; Brassicales; Brassicaceae
Source: the annotation of a GenBank genome assembly
UUCUGUUUUCCGGCUUUUGUCUCGUCUUUUCAUGAUCUUUCUCUCUCUUCGACCGGGACACAUACACAACACGCGACACACGCACAGACACACAUUUAUAUAUAAAUCGUUUUACUAGCUCAAUCAUCAUCAUCAUCAUCAUCAUCAUCAAAAACUUCCCACAAGCCUUCUUUACUCACAAUUAAAAGAUGGAGAUGCACAGGAAUUGCGACUUGGAACUUCGCCUUCUACCUCCUCCUUAUGGUUCAAGCAGCUCUCAAAUUCCACAACCAAAGCAAGAAUCUCAGACAUUAACCAUUUUCUACAACGGGCACAUAUGUGUUUCUUCAGACCUUACCCACCUUCAGGCAAAAGCUAUACUAUCACUAGCGAGUAGAGAUAUGGAAGAGAGAUCAUUAUUAUCUAAAAGUUCAGAUGCUUCGGAUCCUCCGGUAAUCCCAAACAAUCUGACCAGGUUUCAACAUCAAAAGGCCUCCAUGAAGAGAUCUCUUCGGAGUUUUCUUCAGAAACGAAAUGUUCGGAUUCAAACAGCUAGCCCUUAUCAUCGUUCCAUGAAGAAUUAGUACUUAUUAGUUAUUAAUGUUUAUAACGAGAAAACAAAAAUUAGCUCAGUCUUUUUUUUUCUGUGACAUUAUCCAAUUAAAUGGACUGUUUAUCAGUGUGUUACUGAUGGAUUAUGUGGAUCCUUGAUUAGCAUAAGAGUUUUAAAGUUUCAGUUUUACAGAUGAACUUAAUUGUCUAAUAUAUAGUUAUUAUGCCAAAUUUAAACCAACUAAAAGUAGGCAUAUUUUCCAUUCGGAAGUAUAAACUGAAAAUAAGGAUG